Alosa alosa (allis shad) is the source of this 581-nucleotide messenger RNA. It is a transcript of the gene rps14, whose product is annotated as ribosomal protein S14. The transcript is spliced from 5 exons. NCBI's taxonomy places the organism in Eukaryota, Metazoa, Chordata, Actinopteri, Clupeiformes, Clupeidae. Gene Ontology annotation, molecular function: mRNA 5'-UTR binding; small ribosomal subunit rRNA binding; structural constituent of ribosome. Bases 87 to 542 code for a protein of 151 amino acids. Gene Ontology annotation, biological process: ribosomal small subunit assembly; translation; maturation of SSU-rRNA from tricistronic rRNA transcript (SSU-rRNA, 5.8S rRNA, LSU-rRNA). Gene Ontology annotation, cellular component: ribosome; cytosolic small ribosomal subunit. The record is from RefSeq and is a predicted model, not a curated record.
UCCGGUCGCAAAGACUGAAUGGUGACCCGGUAGCACUAACUCCUUCCUUUCCUGUUUCAGCCUCACACCGAGACGUACAUAGAACAAUGGCACCGCGUAAGGGUAAGGAGAAGAAGGAGGAGCAGGUCAUCAGCCUGGGUCCUCAGGUCGCUGAAGGCGAGAAUGUUUUCGGUGUUUGCCACAUCUUCGCAUCCUUCAACGAUACCUUCGUGCACGUGACUGACCUCUCUGGCAAGGAAACAAUCUGCCGUGUGACUGGUGGCAUGAAGGUCAAGGCUGACAGAGAUGAGUCUUCUCCAUACGCUGCUAUGCUUGCUGCCCAGGAUGUUGCUCAGAGGUGCAAGGAGCUUGGUAUCACUGCUCUGCACAUCAAGUUGAGGGCCACUGGCGGAAACAGAACCAAGACUCCUGGACCUGGUGCACAGUCAGCUCUGAGAGCCCUGGCCCGUUCAGGCAUGAAAAUUGGACGUAUCGAGGAUGUCACCCCUAUUCCAUCAGACAGUACUCGGAGAAAGGGAGGUCGUCGUGGACGUCGUCUGUAAAUGAUCUGGGUUUUUCACUCAAUAAAAAGUCGAAUAACA